Molecule: messenger RNA, 2511 nt
Organism: Brassicogethes aeneus
Lineage: Eukaryota; Metazoa; Arthropoda; Insecta; Coleoptera; Nitidulidae
Source: the annotation of a GenBank genome assembly
AUGGAAUCGGCCUACAUAGAUAAAGUAGUCUGUUACUAUGGAAGUUGGUCCACCUACAGACCCGGCAACGGUAAAUUCACUACAAAUGACAUUGACGCCAACCUUUGCACCCAUUUAAUUUACUCUUUCGUUGGUAUUAACACCGAUGGUAGCAUAAAAAUCUUGGACACAGGGCUUGAAGAAGGACAAGGAAAUCUUGCAAAAACAACUGCUUUGAAAAAAGUGAACCCUAAAUUAAAAACUUUGGUUGCCAUAGGUGGAUGGAGUGAAGGUUCCGUUAAAUAUUCCGCUGUUGUCGCUUCGCCAAACUUAAGAGCAAACUUUAUUAAAAGCGCGCUUGCUUUAGUUAAGAAAUACGGUUUUGAUGGAUUUGAUUUGGAUUGGGAAUAUCCAGCUCAAAGAGGAGGUGUAGCUGCAGACAAAGCAAACUAUGUACAAUUGCUUAAGGAAUUUCGUGCUGUCUGGGACAAAGAGGGUCUUAUUUUGACCGCUGCUGUUGCAGCUAGUGGUUCUUCAGUUGACAUAUCCUACGAUGUACCAGCUUUAUCAAAAUACUUAGACUUAAUUAAUGUUAUGACCUACGAUUUACAUGGUUCAUGGGAUGGAGUUACCGGUCAAAACGCCCCAUUAUAUGCUUCAUCCAAAGAUGUUUCCUCAGCACAAAAACAACUUAAUGUGGACGCUUGCAUUCGUGGUUGGAUCCAACGUGGAGCAGCACCUGAAAAAUUGGUACUAGGUAUGGGAGUUUAUGGAAGAACAUUCACACUUACCUCAACUUCUAAUACAGGAUUAGGAGCACCCAUUGUAUCCACUGGUAAACAAGGACCAUACACUCAAGAGCGUGGUAUGCUCGGAUACAAUGAAAUUUGUGAGCUUGAAAAACAGGGUGGUUGGACUGAAGUAUGGGACAACGAACAGAAAGUUCCUUAUGCUUUUAAAGGCGACCAAUGGAUCGGUUACGAUAAUCCUAAAUCUAUUGCCAUCAAGGUUAACUACUCCAAAAAUCUUAAACUUGGUGGUGUUAUGAUUUGGUCAAUAGAAACCGACGAUUUUAAAGGAAUCUGCGGAAAAAAAUAUCCUAUCUUAAAUGCAAUUAAAACCGCCCUUGAAGGUUCUGAUAAAGAAAGGAACGAUAACCAACCAUCAGAUACAGACAAAAAACCUGAACCUACUCCAACUAAACCUGAGUCAGAAAAAGAAUCAGACUCAGAAUCUGAUUCACACAAAAAAGAUUCAGACAAAGAUGAAUCUUCAUCCUCUUUAGAAUGCAAGCAAGUUGGUUACAUAAGAGAUCUAGAAAAUUGCAGCAUUUUCUAUUGGUGCAUGAAAACCAAGGCUGGUUUCGAAAAAUUCAAACACAUAUGCCCAGCCGGUUUAAUGUUUGACACCAAAAAUAACAUCUGUAAUGUGGUUUGUUAUUUUGCAAGCUGGACUAUUUAUAGGCCGGGAAAUGGCAAAUUUCAGGUGUCAAAUAUAGACCCAUCCCUAUGUACCCAUAUAUGCUAUGGAUUCUUUGGUUUGGGAUGGGACCUUGAUGUUCAAAUACUGGAUGAUUGGGAACUUAAUGGUUUACAUGAACUUUCGAAUAUGAUGGCUUUAAAGAACUCUAAUCCAGAUCUAAAAAUUUUGGCCAGUAUGGGUGGAUGGAACGAAGGGUCUGAAAAAUACUCAGACAUGGCAAGCGAUCCUGCUAAAAGAAAGACUUUAGUACAAAAAACAGUGUCUUUUCUUAAAAAUAAUUCGUUUGAUGGUUUUGAUUUGGAUUGGGAGUAUCCUGCACAGCGAGGAGGCAACGUAGAAAAUGAUCCUAAAAACUUUGUAAUUCUGCUACAAGAACUAAAAACAGCUUUAAACAACGAAGGUUUGAUUCUGUCGAUAGCAGCUCCAGGUGCCAAACAUUCCAUUGACCUUUCAAUAAUAGUACCUGAAGUUUCAAAUGCUGUAGAUAUGUUAAACAUUAUGACCUACGAUUUUCAUGGAAAGUUUGAUAGCUACGUGGGACAUGUUGCUCCACUAUAUGCUUCCAGUUUAGAUAAUACAGACGAACUUAAACAACUAAAUGUUGCUGCUGGUAUUCAAUAUUGGAUUGAUUUGGGAGCUGAUGUCAGUAAAAUGAACAUUGGUUUUCCAACAUAUGGACAAAGUUUCACUUUAACAGAUGCAACGAACACCUCUUUGUAUGCAAGCAUUAUAGGAGGUGGUAGAGCUGGUCCUUACACACGUUCUGAAGGAAUUUUAGGAUAUAAUGAAAUUUGUGAGUUGUAUAAUGAUUGGCAAUACAUCUGGGAUGAAGAGCAACAAGUGCCUCACCUCAUUUCCGAUAAUCAAUGGGUUGGUUAUGAGUCACCGGAAUCGGCAGUUAUUAAAACCAAAUUUGCAAAGUCCAAAAAUUUAGGUGGCGUUAUGUUUUGGUCUUUGGACACCGACGAUUUUCUUGGUGUUUGUGGGAAAGGAACAUAUCCGAUAAUAAGAGCUGUGGUAGAUGAAUUUAAUAAAAAUUAUAUUGAAUAA